AUGAAGUUUGCUAAAGUCUUGGAACAAACUUUAAUUGAAGAAGAAAUACCUGAAGAAUGGUAUGAAGCCGCUAUUCAAUAUAAAACUUUAAAGAAAUGUAUUAAUAAAGUGGUUAAUGAAUUGAAAUUCUUAGGUUUAGAAAAGAAUACCCUUAAAUUGUUAUUUGAAGAAACUAAUAAUCAUAAAUCUGAUGAUUCUACAAAAAUCAUUGAAUUAAAUGAAAAUGAAACUAUCCCAUCUAAUCCAAUCAUUGCAGAAUAUACUUUAUCAAAAACCGGUGAUGAUUCAACAAAAUCAAAAAUUAUAAAACCAAUGUUAAAAAUAACGUUGGAUUUCUCUCAUAAAGAUUAUACUGAUGCCCAUAUCUAUGAAAUUGGUCAACAAAUUAAACAUAAAAUUGAAAGUUUACUUAAUGAAGAUGAUUUAGAAAGUCAUUUACCAAAUCAUGAUAAUGAUCUUAAUUCAACUAUUCCUCCUCCAUCCCCAUCUAUGAAUCCAUUAUCAGAUGAAGAUGAAGAUGAUGGGUUAUUACCUUUAACUCCUAUAACUUCAAAUAGUGAAGAAAAAAUCAUUGAAUUAAAAGAAGAUGAAAAUGAUCAUCAUUUAAUUGUAUUAUCCCCUCCUGGUUCUCAUCAUGGUAGUAGAGAAGCAUCUCCUGAAAUCGAUGAUCCAAAAGGUAUAGACAGAACUUUAGACAGUGGUAGUAAUAGUAUAAGAAAAUCUUCAGUAUCACCUCAACCGGAAUCAUCUAAAAAAUCAGAAAUAUUCAUUACUUUAAAUUCAGAUUCAAAAUUCUUUAAAAUGUUAAAUGAUGAAUUAGAAUUAUUAGACAAAUUAAGAAUUAAAGAAGAAGAAAAAAUCAUUACUGAAGUUCAAAAAAUAAGUGAAUUAAUUGCUACUUUAUCAGAUCCAUCAAAAAGGAAUAAUACUAAUGAAUUAUAUAAUUGGAGAGAAUUAUUCCGAAUUUAUCUUGAUUCCGAAGUUUAUUUCAAAUAUAAUGAAGCAUCAAUAAAAUCAUCCGAAAGAUCAUCACUUCAAAUCAAAAAGAAUUUAGAUUCAUUUUUAGUUAAUGUGGAAAAAUCAGGUAUAUUAACUAAAUUCACGAAAAAGAAUUCCUUACAAGUUUUUAAUGAAUUUUUAACUAUGAAUUAUCAUCUUUUAAAAAUCUUACAAUUCCAAUCUUUAAAUUCAUUAGCUCUUAAAAAGAUUCUUAAAAAAUUCGAUAAACAAACUGCAUUGGGCGUAUCUUAUAAACUUCCCAAUUUAAUCACUAACGAUCAUAUAUUCAUGAAUGGGAAAUCCAUCGCCCAAACCAUCUGUUUCAUAAUCCAAAAUAAAAUCAUAACUUUGAUUCCCCAAUUAGAUGAUUAUACUUGUCCAAUCUGUAUGUCGAUUGCUUAUAAACCCAUCAAAUUAGAUUGUGGACAUUUAUUCUGUGUAAGAUGUUUGGUUAAAUUAAAACAACAAAAGAAAGUCAAUUGUCCAAUUUGUCGAUAUGAAAAUGCUAUUUUAUUAGCCGAUUCCAUGAAUUUAGAUUUAGGAUUAGAAAAAAUGAUGAGAGUUUAUUUCCCCGUUGAAGUUAAAGAGAAAUUAAAAGAACGUAAUAAAGAAAAGUUUCAACAAUAUAAACAAAAUGCUUUAACGGAAAAUCCAACUAAUAAACAUGGCGGUAGAGAUGAUAAAUGUGUAAUAAUGUGA
Molecule: messenger RNA, 1698 nt
Organism: Scheffersomyces coipomensis
Lineage: Eukaryota; Fungi; Ascomycota; Pichiomycetes; Serinales; Debaryomycetaceae
Gene: TRY3
Product: Try3p
Exons: 1
Coding region: 1-1698 (565 amino acids)
Source: RefSeq, a predicted model, not a curated record